CCAUGGCCUGUUGUUCCAGGGCCCACCUGUACGUAUUUUCUCAGUGUGUUCGAUGUCGAUUGGUGGUAAAUACGUGUAGUUAUUGGAUCGCAGUGUUUUAAACUUUACCGUGCGAAAAUGUUGAAUCCGUGGGGUGUUGGGUAUUCAGUUAUACUGGUGUGCAUUUUCGCGACUUCGGAAAACUUGGCAAGCUCCUCGUCCGCCAGAGUUCCCACGACGGUAGGCCUGCUGCGGGUUUUAAGCGACAGACACUGCAACUGUUUACAUGCAGAAUAUGUGUGGAGGAACGUUACAGUGCUGAUGGAGAGCUUCACGGAGAGGAGAUCCGCCGGUCGCAUCAUUUCCCGUGUGUUGUUGAUGAGGCUCGAAAAGGCUACCCAAGUAGCUCCUAUUCCAUUAACGGUUUUAGAGAUUCCAUCUGAAGAUCAUCAAGAUGUAUCCAUCGAUGGAAUCUCCGAGUUGGUGGUUUCUGCAGCCCGAAACACGUCUUUCACCGUGGGGAAAUCGAGCAUUCCUGACCUGACAGACCUUGUUCCGAUGUACGACACCAUGUUCGAGAAGCUGUACCAGUACACGCGCAGCUGGCCGUUCACUCAAGCCCGACUAACCAUCUUCUACCAUUUCUCCAUCAUCCAUGCGGCUCAGCGACUACGCGAGGGCGUGCCCCGACAAGACGCCUGCCCACCUUACCAAGGCUAUGGUACCCACAAAGCUGGGGGACUGUUUGUCUGUCGUCAGGAAUAUGAGGAUGUCUUCUUCAGGCGGGCUGUUGGCCAGCUGCAGGAACAGCCAUUUGACUUACCAGAACUGAUAAGGUUGAGUGGACAGAAGGAGCACAUUAACCUUGAAGAUGUGAUUGAGGCACUAGCGAGAUUGAAUGCGUGCGGCUCCAUUGAAUGUGAUGUGCCGGGUUGUUCAAGUUACCGGUACGACUUCGGUUGGCACAUACUAGGGAGUGAUACCGGCUGUUGUGGAGAUUAUCCUUCGUGCUGUGUUUUUGCCGAUUCCAUCUGUUUCUUCCACGACAUUCUUUGUCGGUGCUGCUCGUACUUUGUUUGCCCCGAGCCUUACUGUAAACCCGCCCCCAGCUGUCCCAAUGCGACCAUAGUCUGAUGACCAGAGCAGUAGAAGAAACUGGGGUACGGGUGUGGGAGAACGUCGAAAGAAAUAGUGUUGCAUCCUGCUUGCGGUAGGAGGAAUCAUCAGGUGUACUUUGAGGAAAAUUGCAAUAAAAAUAGGCCUUGUCCAAGUCAUCUGAAUCAAACAACGGGGACACAACAGCGAGGCGUCUUCAAGCUCAAUGGACAAGUCUCCAUAGAGGGGAAAUGCUUGGGGUGAAAAAUAACCAGGACCGUCGCUCGGAGCAUAUUGAGAGUGGGGCACCAAAGUUACAUUGACCAUGAUAUGGCAUUCUAACUCGAUCGGAUUUGUUCAAAUACAAUUCCUUGUCCUUGACAAUCCACUUCCUCCCCUUCGUUCUACAGUUCAUGUUUUAUUGUGUAUUCACUUUUAACAACUUUGAGUUGUUUUAGAUCGAUAUACUUUCCCUCGUGUAUCUGUAGUCAUCCCCUCUUGACUUCUCUCCUUCCUUAUUUGCCUGCAUUCUGCAUUUAUUUCUCUAUAAUUCAGUUUUCUUCCGCAAUGCGGUCGAUUCACAAAAGUGCGCCUCCAAGAGUUUGCAACGCGUUGACC
Acanthaster planci (crown-of-thorns starfish) is the source of this 1692-nucleotide messenger RNA. RefSeq lists its product as uncharacterized. Lineage: Eukaryota; Metazoa; Echinodermata; Asteroidea; Valvatida; Acanthasteridae. The record is from RefSeq and is a predicted model, not a curated record.